Colossoma macropomum (tambaqui) is the source of this 10087-nucleotide messenger RNA. It is a transcript of the gene gfod1, whose product is annotated as glucose-fructose oxidoreductase domain-containing protein 1. The coding region runs from base 534 to 1709 and encodes 391 amino acids. Gene Ontology annotation, molecular function: nucleotide binding. The transcript has 2 exons. NCBI's taxonomy places the organism in Eukaryota, Metazoa, Chordata, Actinopteri, Characiformes, Serrasalmidae. The record is from RefSeq and is a predicted model, not a curated record.
ACGUAGCUGCUGCUCGGCGCUGGCUGCAGUGCGUGUGUGUAUGGGAGUGUGUGUGUGUGUGUGACGGUGUGUGUACGGAGGCCGAACAGACAGAAACGCACAGAGAGAGAUAUCAGCUCACAGUCCGGCUCGGAGACACAGCGGAGACACCGCCGACUCUCUGAACGGAGAUCAUUUCGGAGGAUUACUGGCUGUAUUUCCGCUUUUUCAGUCAGCCCGCCUCAGGAGUGAGCUGUAGAGAGAUACGGAGCUGUGAACGAGCGCGCGAGCAGCCCGUGUCAUUCGCCUCAGAGAGAGAGAGAGGGAGAGAGAGAUGCUGCUGCGGUUCCCUGUCCAUCGUCUUUCGACCACGAGAGUCUGAAGCGGCCAGAGAAAUGGCUCUGUAGGCCGGACAGCGCUGUUCGUGUUGGUGAAAAUGCGAGGCAGCGGCUCGCUCUCUGCAGGUGGAUGGCCGACCUGACCUGACGGGCGAGAGAGGGAGAGAGAGAGGAAGAUAAAGGGGAAAGGAGAGAGAGAGGGAGAGGUGUGAGGCCAUGCUGCCCGGGGUAGGCGUGUUCGGCACCAGCCUGACGGCCAGGGUCAUCAUCCCGCUGCUGAAGAACGAGGGCUUCUCCGUCAAGGCUCUGUGGGGACGGACCCAGGAGGAGGCCGAGGAACUCGCCAAGGAGAUGAACGUCCCCUUCUACACGAACCGGAUCGACGACGUGCUCCUCCAUCAGGAUGUGGACCUGGUCUGCAUCAACCUGCCCCCGCCCCUCACCAGACAGAUCGCCGUCAAGACGUUAGGCAUUGGCAAGAACGUCAUCUGUGACCGGACGGCUACUCCACUGGACGCCUUCCGCAUGAUGUCAGCAGCCCAGUACUACCCCAAGCUGUUGAGCAUCAUGGGUAACGUCCUUCGCUUCCUGCCAGCCUUCGUGCGCAUGAAGGAGCUGUUGGAGGAGGGCUACGUGGGGGAGCUGCUAGUGUGCGAGGCACAGGUCCAUGGUGGUAGCCUCCUGGGCAAGAAGUACAACUGGAGCUGCGACGACCUAAUGGGUGGCGGAGGACUUCACUCGGUGGGCAGCUACAUCAUCGACCUGCUCACGUUCCUAACUGGCCGACGUGCCGUCAAGGUGCACGGCUUCCUCAAGACUUUUGUCAAACAGACUGACCACAUCAGGGGCAUCAGACAGAUCACCAGCGACGACUUCUGCACCUUUCAGAUGGUGCUGGAAGGCGGCGCCUGCUGCACCGUGACACUGAACUUUAACGUGCCUGGCGAGUUCCGGCAGGAGGUGGUCGUGGUGGGCACGGCUGGCCGCCUCACUGUGAGCGGCACAGACUUGUACGGUCAAAAGAACAGUGGUGAGGGAGGUCGAGAGCUCCUACUCAAGGACAGCACGCCAUUGGGCAAUGCCUCCCUGCCUGAUAAGGCCUUCAGCGACAUCCCCUCGCCCUACCUCACGGGCACCAUCUGCAUGGUCCAGGCUGUACGGCAGGCCUUUCAGGACCAGGAUGACCGGCGGACCUGGGACGGGCGGCCGCUCACCAUGGCCGCCACAUUUGAGGACUGUCUGUAUGCUUUGUGCGUUGUGGACACGAUUAAGAAGUCCAACCAGUGUGGCGAAUGGCAGAACAUUGUAGUGAUGACGGAGGAGCCUGAGGUCAGUCCAGCCUACCUGAUUAGCGAGGCCAUGCGACGCAGCAGGAUGUCUUUGUACUGCUAGAGCUGCUUGAGAAAUCACUGAAUGGAGUUAAAUGGAUGUUCAGUGAAAAUGAGAGAAAGAGAUCGUUCCCUUGAGGAUUGGAGGAAUGUGGUAAAACAAAGCCUGCUACAUUUUGAGUUGCGCUUACUGGUACGUCCAGUUUCUUGCUUUGCUGGGAAGUGAAUGAAAGGAAUGCACAGGAUGGCAAGUAAACAGCAAUAUACUUUCUUGACUUUCUCUGAACGGCACUGCUUCUGGGAGAAAUCACACUGGAUUCAUGGAGGAUGAGUGAGUGGAAACUGUUUAGCUUAUUUUUCCUCACUGGAGAAUACCUCUCCAGGAACACAUCUAGCCAUAACAAACGUGGCUCUGUCCUUCCUGCAUGGAGAUGAAUGUCCAAACCCAAUGGGCUUGAGUACUACUGUCCUGUGUAUAUGUACUGUGAGUAUGUGUAUGUGUGUGUACUGUUUGUGUGCUGAACAGUACAAAAAGCCUAAAAAUCAAUAGUUUGGCUGGUAGGCCUUUUAAAGAGGAACUCCCCUCUAGUCAAAUUCGCAAUAAAUCUGCCUAGACACCCUUGUAUGCCUGAAAUACAAGGUAAUGGCUUUUUCCAGCUAUGUGUUUGAAGAGGAGAGAAUAAUGCACACAUAUUAACGUGAGUCUGCUUUUCUUUGUAGCUUUAGGUUGGCGGCACUAACUAGGGCUGAAUGAUUAAUUGUUUUUAUAUCGCAGUUUGAAAAAAUGCAAUUUUUAAAUUGCAAGAGCUGCAAUUUUAAUUAUAUACUACAUUAUUUAACGUUGUCUUAACAUUACAUUCAGCAUUUAUCCCUCAAGCCCAAAAAAUAGAUGUGGUCAUGUUCUUGAGGGCAAAAAAGCCUGCAGCUAAAUUUAUAGAACAUAAUCGCAUUUAAUAGCAGUCAAAAAAUCUGGUCGGAAAAAUUACAGUUAGUUUUUUUUCCUUAAUCGUUCAGCCCUAGCCGUAACUGUGUUUUACAGGUUCUAUAUGAGUCUCAGUGUCGGCCAGCUUGAUUCAGCGUGUGAUGCAGAGCCUUCCUAUGCUUGCAUGAUUGGGUAAGAAUGUAGAAUGCAUCUGUGGACGCAAGUCAAUCAAUCAGCAGUGGCCUCUGUUUAGUCCUGCAUAAAUGUUCCAGCAUGCACGCGACCUGCACUGUUACAGAAAAGACUGAAAUAAUUACUAUCAAUAUGAUCUAAGCAAACAAGUGGUACAUGUGGUAGAGAUAGAACCUAAAACAAAAUAGUAAAUAUGCCUAUUUGUUCUUAGUUAUUGACUUAGACAUUCAUGAGUCUUACACCAUCGCUUACUAUGACCUGUUAUAUGGCAAAACAGUAGUAAUACUAUUUGUUUACAGGGUAAAAUCGCUGGUGUUGAGUGGAUGAUAUAAGUCUGAAGUUGAUUCAAACACUGCCGAUUUUACGCUCCGUGGUUUUUCAUCUGCAUGCUCUAAGCUCGGUUUAUGUGUCUUAGCCAGGUCUGAUAAUGGGCAGGUUGGUUUAUAUGGACAUUUCUAGCAACCUUUCAUAUAAUCAGAGUUGCACAUUCUUGAGGGCUAGAUACAAUUAGAACCAGCUAUAAGCUUAAAAUUCUGUAUACCAAAACCUAUUCAAAACAUGCAAGAGGUGCUAGACGAUGGUAUGAACCAAUGUACUGUAUUGACCUGAAGAUAUUCCCAAAUUACAUUUUUAUUAGUGCAGAAUAAUUUUCAGCAUCAUCUGUUAUCACUUACUCUUAGCUCUCACACUGACCUACAAGCCAAAAGAUUGAUUUUUAUUUUAAUCUUUCUUUUUAAGUGUUGUCAAGGUAUUACAAAGCUCAAAGUGUUCGGCAUAACAUUAUCCACUGUCUGUGUUCAGUGUAGGUAACAUAUUAUGGUAGCAUUUUACUUGAACUCUGCUACAUAACAUUGACAUGACCAUGCCAUACACGUCACAGCAGAUCAGCUGUCAUGACAGAUUUUUCCAGGAAUAUAGCAGUGUCGUGUUUCCAUUACUGUUAAUUGUCAUGACAGAUGCUAGUGCACAAUCAAAAAUUAGCACAUGACAUUAGUUGUCAUGAUAGCUGACAUUUGCCGUGAUGUUUAUGGCAUGGUUGUCGAUGUUAAGUAGCAGAGUUCAAGUUAAGUGUUAUCCUUAUUGUUGCAGUCAUCACUCAGCUGAUAUAAUGGAGUCAUAUGGCUGUCAUAAGCAGUAGUAAAAAUCAUUUUAAAUAAUGUUUUUUUAUAAUAAGACUGACAACAAUGAUGCAAAUGACUUUCAACAAGAUUCCUAGCGAGAAUUCAUACUGAUCACUGUGUCAUGCUUGUGUACAUUAUAAUGUGUCAUAACCAGUUAAGAUUUCCGUGAACUGUUACGACAGCUUAUCACACUGUUAUAUUAGCUUCAACCUCACAGAAGUUUAUUUUGAGAAACAUACGUUGACAUUUUGUUUGAUUAAAUAUGACUGUAUUUUUUUUUAAACUGCCUGUGAAAAACACCUGCUGUAAAUAACUACAUACCUUUUUUAUACAUGCUAUGUGUAAAAUAGACAUAUUUAUUUUAGUUUUUUUUGGAUGUUUCGCUUCAAAUCAGGAACUGUGUGUAUUGUUAGAGAGGAACAGAGAGGCCUUUGAGUGCACACUUCUCCAAGAGAAGUGCAGCACUUCCACUGUGAUGCUACUGUUAAAGUGUGUGACCAAAUCUGCCCCCCCCUUCUUCUCCCUUCAAGUAAGUGCACCUGUUUCAGUGCUGUUAGUUCACACUAUUAGUGACUGUACAAAUUCAUAGAAAAUCAACCAUGACAAUUUUCAGAGGUACAAACAUAAUGUUUAGCAAAGUAUUGAAAUCUUCAUUUCUGCAUGAUGAUAUCUGAAUCAUAUUGGUGCCAGCAAAUAAUUGCAUUGAACCACUAAUUAGAUUUGACUGUGUGGGCUAGUGGUGGGCGAUAAGGCAAAAAUAUAAUAUAACAAUACUUGAAGACAUAUAUGCAAUAUUGCGUAUAUUACGAUGAUAUACUCAUCAUGAUAUUUCAGUUGUCAGUGCUUCAAUAAGUUGGAACAGAAAUAAAGCCCUGUAAGUACCACAAUUUAAAAUAUAAUGAAAAACUAUCAGUGCGGUGAUUUUUAUUUAGCGUUUCACAUCCAGUUAAACAGGACUCAUUAUACUGUCUUUGUAAUGAAACAUGCAGUUGGUCAGUGUUCUUUAAGUACUGUUUAGUGGGUUGGUGGAUGGAAUGCUAUUAGCACACUGAGGAAGGUUGUGUGCUGAAAUGCAUCUGUGCUUAUAAUGAGUUUAAUAAAUAUUUUGGCAAUUAUGCAAGUGCUGUCUGAACCUUUUCUUUUAGUACUGACCAUAUUCGCAAUACGCUCAGAAAAGCAGACAGUGACAUGGUUUGUCACUGUAAUGGAAAAAUAUUGUCAUAUUGCCCAGCCCUAAUUCAAACUGUAUAUUUAAUUAUGUAUUUAUUGUAUUCUAGAAGAGCAGAACGUUAAGUCAGUGUGGAUUUACUGAGCUAAAAGGUCUGCAUUACCUUUAUUUUAUAUCUCUUGUAACCCCCUACAAAUAAAUGGUACAUUUAUCCAUAAAGCUAGUCCAAAUGUGUCUGUAUCAGCAUCGACAUCGACAGAUAUUGGAUAUUUGUACAUGCCUAUGAAUUUAUAAACACAAAAAGUCGUUUGCUCCUAGAAAUGCUAGCUUGUUUAUUCUUGGAUAUUUGUAAACUGUUCCCGUGUUCAUUUAUUCCUGUUUGCCCAUGUGCUAGUCUCAUACUCCAAAGCAUACUAAACUAGACUGUAUACUGACAGCCAAGCUCAGUGACCUUUCACCUUCUUUUCUUAAUCCUUCACAUUCGUUCUGCUUCGUGCACAAAAUGAGCUGAAGCAGCCAUGAGAAUGUGAAUCAUGUCACUUUUGACAUCUGGGCUGGACAUUUUUGCAGUGAUCUUAAGCUGCAUUUUUAAUGUUUCCACAUAAAUAAUUCUGGUCAUUUCUCAUUAUGGGCCUUUAAAAUGAAGAGAAGGACAGACAUAGAUUCACUCUGCCCUGCAGCCUCCAUUAACUUGGCUCUCUAUUUAAUUAAAAGUCCCUAAAGGUCACACAUCAUCCCCACUUCUCUUAAUUGACGUGAGUGCUACAGAUAACGUUUUCUAAAGACAAAAAUGGGCUUCCCAUGGCUGAAGUUUCACACUGGGAGAAAAUAAAGUACUUGAAAGCUAAUCCAGUUUGUGCCUAUGGCUGAUUCUGGACACUUCAGAGUUAUCAGCAUAAUGCAAAUACGAGCAACUAUCAUCAAAACAGCCUUCAACACACCCUUGUAGUUAUUUGUCUGGAAAUUCAUUAAGUGCUAAAAAUGUAUUUUAAAUGAUACACAGCCUGAAACAUGUGCCGCUGAUCAUUUAAUAAGAGCUGAAUUAACUUUAUAGCAACUGAUAUCAGCUUAAUUGAAUCUGUAUUGAUGUGAGGUGUGUUCAUCAGUGCGGUGCACACUUUCACGACAGGUUCCAGACAUGAAGAGACGAUUCAACUAUGUGGGGCAUUCAUACUCUUCAAAAGUGGGCCAGAUUUUGUCACUGAAAACAAUGUCUUUGGAUUUUACAAAGAGAAAAGAGAACACACUUUGCUCAAAUCUGAAUAUUCAAUAUAAAUCUGAAUUAUAUGAUAAGCUUGUCAUGAUUGUUUUUUAAACAUUUUGAAGUCAGUUCCUAUCAUGACUAUGAAAGUUCCAUUGAGAAAUCAAUGUGUGUCCACCAUCUGUCCUUCUACAGCUGCUGUAUUAAUGCAAUUAUGCAGAUAGUGUGAUGAUGUCUGUGUAACUGGAAUAAGUGUUUUUUUUUUUUUACUGUCUUACUUUUGGUAAUGUGAGGUUUUACCCCAGACAUACUGGACACAUGAUGACAAAGCUGCAGUCUUGUUGCUGAUUGCUGUUAUGCUCUUUCUGAACUUGCUUGUUUCUGAACAAAACAAAACUACAAAAAAAUAAGAUAAAAACUUGAAACCAUGGGGAAAAUGUUACAGCUGGAAAUGUUCUAAGUGUAUAUGUACGCUAGUACCGCUGUUGUGUGUGAGUAUCUCUUCCCUUCUCUUUAGGCAGCAUUUGCAAACAUGUUGGGUGAGGAGGUGGAGGUGGUGGGGCGCUUUGAAAGGCCUGGGGACUAAAGGGGUCUGGAUUUGGCGAGGACACACUCAGCCUUCCAAAAUUGUUUCCGGUUAAACAAAGCUUUGAUGGAAGGGUGAGUCUAAGAAGAAGAGUGAAUCCUUUUAGUCAACCUUGGGAAGAUGUUAAUGCGUAGCCUCUCAGCCUAUAGACCAGGCGUGUACUGAUACACAAAAUUCACGAGGAGAUGUGUACUGUUGUUUUUGCUCCGAUACAUUCAAACAGAAGUAAAAAAUAAAGGGCAGCAUUCUUUUGUUUUGUUUGUUUGUUUGUUUUUGUCAAAGACUCAUUUCAGUUUGCAACAGUAAAUACAUUGCUAAUACUUUACCGAAGGGCAGCAUUUGUAAGGUUCCAUUACACCUAUAUAAGCCCUUCAAUGCAUAAACCUACAUAAACAUUUAUAAAAAACCUUAUUUUCACUAGUGUCAGUUUUCAUAAAGGCUCCCUUUGUCGAUUUUAUGUUAAAAAGCUUAUGUUGGUGUUAACUCUGCCCUAAUAUUUUUAUAGUACAAAAUCUAUUCUGUUUAAUUCAUAGUGUGGAUUAUCUCUUGCAUCUCCCAUAUUGAAAAAAGAAUAUGAAUAUGUGUAACGUAGCCCCAUGUGUACUGCAGCUGGCGCACUCAGAAUGAUAAUAUAUGGCCACAUUUAUCCUCUGCGAGCUCCACACUAAAGCCUGAAUGUCUGUCCAGUUUGCGUGUUUGUGCUGUUAACAGCUGCUUUGCCAUUUUGUUGUGGCAGUGCAGAUGUGGAUGGACACACACACCCCACUUUUCCCCCACGCAUUGCACAGCUCCUGCUGGGGUGAGGGGUGGUGUAGGGGUGCCCCAGUGAGAGGGGGGCGGCUGGGGUGUUCAUGAUGAAAAGACACAGAGCUCAAAGAGGUGCUUUUUGUGCACCCUCACUCAGUAUCCUAGCAACCGGCUGCCACAGGGCCAAACCGGGCUCAUCUUAAACGUUCUCUCCCACCCUGCUGCUUCUCUUUCUCCUCACCUCUCCUUUUCUCUUCUUCUCCUAUCCUGUUCUGUCUCCUUUCCUUUUCUCUGUCUAUCCUGUAUCUCUCUCCCCUUCUCUCUAUUCCUAUCACGCUUGCUCUGUCCCUCCUCUUUUUCUCUUUCUUCGUGAAGUGCAGUAAAUUUAAUGGUCUUCCAGGUGAUUCUAAUAUUUUUACCAUCUCAGUUAAUACUGCUGUUUUACAUCAUGGUUCAGAAUUAAUGAUAUUCACCAUAACCCUGAAUGCCCACAGGCUUUAGAAGUAAUUGGCGAUGGUCAAGCAGAUUGAUUGUUCUACAAAUGUUCUAAAAUACAAAGCUAGAAACUUUUGCAAUAUUUUUAGUUUAGGCAUUUCAGUAUUAUUGCUUUUAUUUUUACAACUCGUACAAAAUGCACUUUGAGCUGCCACCGGCAUGAGAAGUGCUAUAUAAAUUAAAAAAAUUAUUAAUUAUUAAAUUAUUAUUAUCAGUCAUUAAACUUGUUUUCAAACUUAUUUUCCCACUGAUUUUUUUUGUAAACAUUUGUGUUUGUUCUCAGCUGUCACAUGAUGAGAAUCCCAGUAAACAUCUAACUGAAAAAGAUAACUGAAACCUUUCAGAAUUAAGGCAGCUUUGCCAGAAGUGGAGAUGCCCAAAGUACAGAGACAAUACCAGAAGGCUUCAGAAAGCUCAGGUUGAAGCACUGAUCAAACAGAGCAUUGAAAUGAAAUAUAGUUCAGUAUCAUGGUGCACACAAAGAUCACCUCACUUUUAAUUAGGCCUUACAUUCCACCAGAGUCCAACCCUGAUUAUCUCACCUUUCGCCUUUCCCCUCACCUGACUGGGUGACCAUAAUGAUCAGAAAGAUCAAUUAAGCUUGUUCAGGAAGAAGCCUCUCUGCAUCUACAGAGGUGAAUAAUGCACCACAUGCAUGCCUGCUGUCUUUUUAAUUCUUUACUUCUGGGCUGGCAUGGAUUAGGCUGUGUAAUGUAUUUUCUUUAUGGUGAGAUUUCACCUGGAACAGUAGGAAUGCCAGUGUUCCUGGGUCAGUGCCACCUGCUGUACCAGAGCAGCAGAGCUGAAUACUGUUUUAAGCUUAAACUACAGAUGCAUGGGUGAUUUUAGAGAAAACAAAGAAUUUGAGGUUUAAACCGACUUAUUUCACCAAGACAGUCCUGAUGGGUCCAACCAAUCCACCUUCAGAACACUAGCAAAGUUCGAGCGCUGCUUGUGCCUUUCAUUUUCUAUCUAAUAGACGAGAAAUUUCAUAGUGUGAGCUGCAGGGAAGCUAGUCAGCCACAUCUUAAGCCAAAAACAUUGUUUUUGGAAACCUUUUGUUUUGGUAACAAAGCAAUAAGAGCACUGAAUGAGUAUCAGUAUGAUCAGCCUUCCACUGACAUCCAACAUGCAAAGUCCACACAAAGACAUUGCAUAAACCAAAUUUUAUUUAUAUUACAUGUUCUAAAAACAGUUACACCUGUGGACUACAGGUUAUUAAUGAAAGCUUCACUCUGCCACUUUCAUUCUUAGACAGUACAUCUGGCUAAGGCUUAUUUGACUACUCAAAUGUUUCCUAGGAAAUAUGGUGCAGCUCUGUAAGUUCACAGCUAGCCAAGUCUUAGUUGACCAUUUCAAAGUGUCUUUUCUUAAUUUUUUUCACUUCUACCGCUCUCCAUCUCAACAUAUUGUUUGUGAAUGCUGCCUUUUUCUGUUACUCUACUACUGAACGUGUUAAUGUCACAAAAAACCCUAUCAAUUUUAAUGCUUUAUUGAUGUUUGACUAUUUAUUGUACUAUAUGUAUUUCGUGGACGCAUGGAUCUUUGUAUAUAUUUUGGAUUGGCAAACGUAUAUUUAUCAGUCUUGAACUAUAGAAUGUAUUGUAUUAGGAGCAUUAAAGUCUAUAUUUUCUAUCUGCUGUAUGGAGGGGUUGGCAGCCAGGAGGCAGGACUGUCCACCCAUAAUAUGGACUGCAAGACUGUGUGAAUGUGCAAGCCCUGUAAACAUCCUUCAGUGUUCCACUGAGUCUGGUCUACACUGCUACUGUGUGUGUGUGUGUGUGUGUGUGUGUGUGUGUUACACACACACACACACACACACACACACUAGUUUAUGCAUUUGCGAGUGAGUGUGUGUUGUACGUCUGAGUCUCUGUGUGUUUAUUCCUAGAAUGUUGUUUGUCCUGACCUGACCACCCUGAAGUUCUAGAAAGCCUCGGACACGGUUUACAGCAUCCGGAUGCUGUCGGAUGCUGCAGUUUCUAUGGAAUUAAAAAUCAUGUAGACAAA